AUGGCGUCUUACACGUCGAUCGUUCGCGACAUGCUUCGGCCAUCCACGUCGUCGUCCUCAUCCACAGCUUGGUGGGAUCCCAACACAUCGAUGCCAGUGCUCGAUGACCGGAUUGUGAUCAUCACGGGACCUACGUCGGGAAUUGGCUACGAAACACUGCGCCAACUCGUGCUGUCUUCGGCACAUGUCUAUCUCUUCGGACGCUCUCUGGGGCGUCUCGAGCAAACUCGCGCGACGCUUUGCGUCGAAUGCUCGGCAGCACUCGACGCGCUCGAACCGCGCUCCUUGCGCUACGGUGCCAAGGUGGGCAGCAUGCAUUUGAUACAGUGCGAUCUGUCAGAUCUGCACAGUAUUCAACGCGCCGUGACUGAGUUUCUGCAAAGCGAGACGCACGUCGAUCUGGUCUUCGCCAACGCAGGCGUCAUGCUUAGCGGCAAGACGGCGCAGGGUUACGAACAGAUGUUCGGCACCAAUGUACUCGGACACCACGCGCUCGUCCGUCUGCUGCUACCCGCACUGCGUCGAUCUGCGACGCUUAGAAACUCCGCGUCGACCGGCGAGACGCGCAUCGUCCUCACAGCCUCCGACACACAUCGAUGGGUGAACCAUCGAGACCACGUCACGCUCUCUGACGAUGCGACGAAUGCCAAGCUCGGCCACAUGCACCUGUACGGCCGCAGUAAGCUCGGCAACAUAUACACCGCUGCGCAUCUCGCGCAUCUCUCGCACAAGCACGCAUGGGGUCUGACCGUCUGCAGCGUUCACCCCGGAGGCGUCAAGAGUCAGCUGGGUUCAACCAACCGCAUACUGACCGCAAUCAAGAACAUGUUUCUCGUCCCAGCGACGCUCGGUGCUGUCACACAGCUUUGGGCUGGCGCUGGUGCACAAGCAGCCCAAGUCAACGCCAGGUAUCUCGUUCCCUAUGCAACCGUCGGAACCGAAAGCGAGCUCGCCAGCAACAAGCUCGUCAGAGACAACGUCUGGACCUGGUGCGAACAACAGUGUCUCAAACACGGCCUGACCCAGCCGCAAGACCUGAUCCUCUGA
Molecule: messenger RNA, 1047 nt
Organism: Mycosarcoma maydis (corn smut)
Lineage: Eukaryota; Fungi; Basidiomycota; Ustilaginomycetes; Ustilaginales
Exons: 1
Coding region: 1-1047 (348 amino acids)
Source: RefSeq, a predicted model, not a curated record